Messenger RNA from Cynoglossus semilaevis (tongue sole), 404 nucleotides. RefSeq names its product tumor suppressor candidate 2-like. Bases 37 to 372 code for a protein of 111 amino acids. The record is from RefSeq and is a predicted model, not a curated record. NCBI's taxonomy places the organism in Eukaryota, Metazoa, Chordata, Actinopteri, Pleuronectiformes, Cynoglossidae. Gene Ontology annotation, cellular component: mitochondrion. The transcript has 3 exons. Gene Ontology annotation, biological process: inflammatory response; regulation of mitochondrial membrane potential.
GCUUAUCUGAAGACUAACCAUGUGUUAUCUUUGAGAAUGGGAGGGAGCGGAUCCAAAGCCAAAGGAGCCUGGUUGUUCCCAGGCACCGGAGCGGGAGGAGAGUCGGCCAGCGAUGGGAGUGAACAGUCUUUGGCUCGACUUAAAGGCUCCAGAAAUGCUACACCGUUUGUUUUUACUAGAAGAAGUUCUCUGUUCUACGAUGAGGACGGCGACCUCGCACAUGAAUUUUACGAAGAGACUGUGGUGACAAAAAAUGGCCGAAAAAAGUUCAAGUUGAGGAGGAUCCAGAAGAAUUUGAUUCCACAGGGGAUCAUAAAGCUGGACCUCCCCUGUAUCCACGUGGACUUUCCCAUCAUCCUCUGUGAGCUUUGAGGCGUUGCACAGGACUGGAGUCAGACGACAGG